AUGGCUGUCACCAGCUACCCCAAAAGUUGGAAAUUAUCUCAAGACAACGAGCCCCUUUUGCUUGCUGGUUUCCAGCAUUCGGCGCCUUAUGCCACGAUUAGAAAGGGGAAAUUUAAAGGGUUAAUUGACAGCAGGCCCCUGCGCUGUCGAUACCAUUCGGUGGAUCGCAAUUUUUGUGUUUGUGGAUCUCUACCACUGGUCUCUAGUCCUUUGCGCAAGUGUUCUCCAUCUUCCCCCGAGAACGCUCUCGGCCAGAUACAAAACAUAAACUUACGACCAUCUUCUUCUUCGAGCUCCUCGAGUUCUUCCGGCUCUUUUCCCUCGCUGACACUUUCGUAUUUCUCCAAAGUUGGGCGCCCUAGACAGUGGAGCUACGAAACUUCUCAUAAUGGGAAGGAGAACGAGAAUAGCGAGAAUACUACGUCGUACGCGGUACACGAAGCUUCUGGUCCGACAACAAUAACCUUUGGCAAAUCACAAACUAAGAACGUUACUGAGCUGUUGAAUUCAUUUGACACUGACGCAUCCACCGCGUUUGAUGGAGCAUCUACUGGCACGGGGAAGAUCAUCAAGUUUGUCUCGGGUUCAGACUUCAUGUUCAACAAAAAGUUGAUGACUUUGCUCCAUAAAGAUAAGGAGAUGAAGUACGAAAGCCUUGAAGGGAACAACCACAGUUUUGCACCAGACACUCAUGGUCUUUCCAAACAACCAAACACUUAUUCCAGCAUAUCCUUUCAAACUGAAACCAAGGAGGCUGGUCUCGACAAGCUACGUUGUCGUCCUUGUGGGAAGAAGAACAAGAUCUUCUUAAACUAG
Messenger RNA from Ogataea angusta, 816 nucleotides. RefSeq lists its product as uncharacterized. The transcript has a single exon. Bases 1 to 816 code for a protein of 271 amino acids. The record is from RefSeq and is a predicted model, not a curated record. NCBI's taxonomy places the organism in Eukaryota, Fungi, Ascomycota, Pichiomycetes, Pichiales, Pichiaceae.